Oncorhynchus tshawytscha (Chinook salmon) is the source of this 4449-nucleotide messenger RNA. Its product is annotated as rap guanine nucleotide exchange factor 3. Gene Ontology annotation, cellular component: plasma membrane. The transcript is spliced from 27 exons. Gene Ontology annotation, biological process: Ras protein signal transduction; positive regulation of GTPase activity. NCBI's taxonomy places the organism in Eukaryota, Metazoa, Chordata, Actinopteri, Salmoniformes, Salmonidae. Gene Ontology annotation, molecular function: guanyl-nucleotide exchange factor activity. The coding region runs from base 537 to 3146 and encodes 869 amino acids. The record is from RefSeq and is a predicted model, not a curated record.
AGAACAGCCAUUGGAAUGACUCCCAGCUGAAAUGUCAUCGCAACUGAAUGUUGGGAACACGAACAAGAAACAGGCACUUUGCUGCAGUGAAUAAGAGAAUCAGAUCCUUCUGAAAAGGCCGCCGAUUUUAAUGACUCCGAAAUCACUUGACAAGCAGCGGGGACUCAUUUGAGAGCAAGUGUGCUUACGCAAAGCUACAAUCAUGCGCCUGUGCUGAGAUAGAGCUGAGGCUGAUUGAAAGUGGGUUGGAGUCUCGGUCGAGCAGAGGCAGCAGCCAGCAACGUCGUGCGAGGUGGCAGUGACAGCCGGGUUGAGUUUUGAUGUAGGCACAGUAGCCUAACAGUCAGGUUGGAAACUUGACUUUAGUGAUACAAGAGCAACAUGUGGCGAUUCAACUGGUCGUGCAAUGUCCACUGUCGGUAUGCUAUGUUGUUGUAAUGUGGGUCCGGUCUUUGUAACGGGUAGACAGACAUGCUUGGUGCUCCCGUCUUCGACAUGCGUAACCGUGAAAGUUGUUUUGUUUGACUUGAAAAAAUAUGCAUCUGUUCCGGAGUUACAAUUAUCGAAUUUUCCCGGAUCAUUAUUCUGUGGAAACAUCGACCAUUCGAGGCAUCAGUUGGACCCCACUGCCAGAGGCCCUUGACACACAGGACACCAUGAAGCAGUUUCUGUCGGAUCGAAUUCUGAAGGCAGCCAGGGUGGUGUACAGUGCCUUGAUAGAGCGUAGCCCUGGCCUGAUCAGAGACAGAAAGCAUCACCUGAAGACCUACAGACAAUGUUGUUCGGGGAAAGAGCUUGUUGAUUGGCUGAUGAAGCUAAACGAAUGCUUCCAAUCAAGGAGCCAGGCAGUUGGCAUGUGGCAAGUCCUGGUGGAUGAAGGAAUCAUUGUUCAUGUGAAGCAGGAGUUAAACUUCCAUGACAAAGACACCCAAUUUUACCGCUUCCUGGAUUUGGAGUUCGGACUGAACCACAUGACCAAUGAGAAGGACCAAUUAGACGAUGAGCUGCAGGAGGGUUUGUCGUUAUUACUGCAGAUUGGUCCAGAUGCUCUUUUGACCAUGAUUUUACGUAAAUGCCCCAGCCAGCGUAGUGCGGAGGACAUGGAGGUGAUCUAUGAGGAGCUGCUUCAUGUCAAGGCUGCUGCUCACCUCUCCACCUCAGUCCGUAAGGAGUUGGCAGCAGUGCUGAUGUUUGAGUCCCAUGCCAAAGCAGGCACAGUCUUGUUCAGUCAGGGAGACAAAGGCACUUCCUGGUACAUCAUCUGGAAGGGCUCUGUCAAUGUCAUCACACAUGGAAAGGGCCUGGUGACGACGUUACAUGAGGGAGAAGACUUUGGGCAGCUGGCCCUGGUGAACGAUGCUCCCAGAGCAGCCACCAUCAUCCUGAGAGAGGACAACUGCCACUUCCUACGAGUCGACAAACAGGACUUCAUACGCAUCCUCAAGGAUGUGGAAGCGAACACCAUGCGUCUGGAGGAACAUGGUAAAGCUGUGCUGGUGCUGGAGAAGGCUGAGUCAACCAAUCCUGGAGGGGCAGGAAACAGCAGCAAGUAUACAGUGAUGGCUGGAACUCCAGAGAAGAUCCUAGAACACCUGCUUGAGACAGUGAAGCUGGAUACUAAUGGCAGUGAUGCUAUAGAUCCCUGUGUGAGCGACUUCCUGCUAACCCACAGGGUCUUCAUGCCCUCCAGCCAGCUUUGCCCGGCCCUGCAACACCACUACCAUGCUGAGCCUUCUGAGGGCUCAGAUCUGGAGAAGGCAGCCUAUGCCCUCAACACCAAGCAGAAGAUAGUGAAGUUGAUUUGCCAGUGGGUGGCGCUGUUCGGCCAGCUGCUCAAAGAUGACCCCAUCGCUGUAGACUUCCUGGAGACGCUGGGGGAGGAGGUGGCAGGUGACUCCCGUCUGUCCAGUAUGCUGAGGGAGCAGCUCAGAGACAGGAGGAGAACGAGAAUGCUUGAGAAUGAACUCGGGUCACUGACAAGGCUUAACCAUCAGUUUGACUGGUUUUCCAGUUGUGAGGAGCCAGUGGGGAAGUGUCUGCCAAUCAGAUCAAAGGACAAAGUAUUGUAUGAGAUCUUCCGGCCAGACCAUACGUCAAUCACUCUGAUGCUGCCGGUGAACACCUCUGUUCAGGAAAUGAUGUCAUCGCUGGUAAAUCCAGGAGGAGACCACGUCCUGGUCAAAAUGAACUCCAUGGGAGACAGGGCUCAGCUGAAGCUGGACGCCACAGCAGUCUACACCUCCCUGGGGCUGAAUGAGAGACUGUUCCUCUGCACUGCCACCCAGGUGGAACAACUGAUGCCCCUGAAGGAGCAGCAGGGCCCUGAUCAGAGCACCAUUGACACUUUGGAGCAGAUGUGUUCCAAGGACAUCGCCAGCCAGCUCACCAACUACGACUGGGAACUGUUUACCGCCAUGCAUGAGGUGGAACUAGUGUACUAUAUAUUUGGGCGACAUAAAUUCCAAGGCGCCACCACAGCUAACCUGGAGCGUUUUGUGCAUCGCUUCAACGAGGUGCAGUACUGGGUGGUGACGGAGGUGUGUCUGUGUGCUGACCUGAUGAAGAGAGCCAUGCUGCUGAAGAAGUUCAUCAAGAUGGCCGCCAUGUUGAAGGAGCAGAAAAACCUCAAUUCAUUCUUUGCUGUGAUGUUUGGUCUAAGCAACAGUGCUGUACAGAGACUUUACAAGACCUGGGAGAGAGUGCCGAGUAAGACGAAAAGGGUCUAUUGUGCCUACGAGAGGUUAAUGGAUCCAUCACGUAAUCACAGAGCCUACAGACUGGCUGUGGCAAAGCUCAGUCCUCCCUACAUCCCCUUCAUGCCCCUGCUACUAAAAGACAUGACAUUCAUCCACGAGGGAAACAAGAACUACACUGAAAAACUGGUCAAUUUUGAGAAAAUGCGCAUGAUUGCCAAGACAGUGAAGAUCGUUCGAGGGUGCAGAAGCACGCCUUACGUGCCUUCCUCGCCUCAGAAGGGGCUCGCAGACAGAAUGUUUCUGGAGGCGCCUUCCAUUCGGGUGUCCACGUAUUCGGAGCAGUCCCUCCCUCUCCGGAAUCCCAGCAACAUCCGCCACUAUGUUCAGAACUUUGAAGUGAUCGACAACCAGCGCAAACUGACACAACUGUCCAGGGGAAUGGAGCGCUGAGUGCUGAACCAGACCAGUGUAUAAGUACUGUAUCUACAUAUCUCUGUGUAUAAAGACGGUCUAUAAGACAGCCUGUGAAUAAGAGGUUGGCAGGGGAAUACACACACCUCCAUGGUCAUACUAAUCCACAUGCAAGCUCUUCUAUAGACUCGUGUGCAUGUCCGGUGUCAAGAAUGGAGGACUGUGGAUGUUUCUGGGCUGUUCAGUAUCACACAGAGCGCAGUCAAGAGAAGCAGCUGUUUGGACUGCUAAUCAAGUGACUAGGACCUGAGGAGGGAUCCGACUGGCAGUAUCUAGUGACCCCUAGUGCCUUACCAGAGGUGUUGCUGGUCCUGUGACUGCUGUUUCUGAUACCACUUACACUCCGGAGGAAGAAGUGCAUAUUUUUGGCAUUAGUCAUUAUUUAUACGAUCAUAUGUAUAGCAGACUAUUUGUAUGAUAAUCUUAUGGUUUCACAAGUGCCAUAUACGGGUUGGGGCAAACGAGACGGUGUUGGCUGAGAUUGUUGACAACAUGUAAACUAUAUUUAGUCUCCAAUGUUUUUUGAAAACAAAUGCAUUUGCACAAUGAGCACUUCUCUCAAAUACAUCGUUACAGUUGUUGGUUAGCUAGCUAGCGAUUUAUAUUUGCUAUAUUAGCAUAGAUGUGACAUCAGUCAAAACACCUCAAAACAAGACAUGGUAUCAAGAACAAGAUACAAACUAGUUGAAACGAGCCACCUACGAUUCCCCACUGGCAGCUUCUUGUCAUUGUUGCUAGCUAUCUGGCCAUUCUGAAUCACAACACAGACUUCUGCACCAUUGAAGCGAAUGCGUCGUUUUAAUGACGUUGUUAGCUAACGCCUUGAUCACACCGAUAGUGUUUAGCACAAAAUAGGACGCAGCAUCAUCUGGAUGUGUGCAACAAAGUUCAACAUUCAUCUUCUGCUACCAUUUCUGUCAAGCCGUCAACGCAUAAAUCCAACGUAUGUACCACACAGAACGCACUGCAACGCAAUGCUGCAAGGCAAACGCAGCGUUCCAUUUGAAAUAAAUGUACUUUCGGUGUACCAAAUUGCCAAACAAUGUUGGUGUGAUCGAUGUGUAACCCGUCUACAUAAGCACAUACAGCAGAGCAGAUAUAUGCUAUAGCAUGCAGUUAUGGAGUGUUUGUUUAGACCUUUUUCCACUUUGUAAUACAACUGUGUACAAUAAAUAGUUUAGCAAUCAGCUAUGUUGCCAGAACGCAUACACAAACGUGUAAAACAUUUCAUACCAUGUACGUUUAUUUUUUUCUAAAUAAAUUAUUUUCUGAAUGAUGUGUA